Tremella mesenterica DSM 1558 is the source of this 681-nucleotide messenger RNA. RefSeq lists its product as uncharacterized. Lineage: Eukaryota; Fungi; Basidiomycota; Tremellomycetes; Tremellales; Tremellaceae. The transcript has a single exon. The coding region runs from base 1 to 681 and encodes 226 amino acids. The record is from RefSeq and is a predicted model, not a curated record.
AUGUUGAAUAUUGCGGUUACCACGGCUUACUAUGGCCACCCUGAGAUUGUGGUCAAUAACUUCCCCUGGAAUGAACACACUCGUGAUCUCUACAAGCUUGGGAACAAGGUUAUUGAUUCUCAGACUGAGGAGGAGGUCAUGCAGACACUUGGAAGCUCUGGAUACAUCCGGAAGGGAAUAACGCCAGGACAGAGCAGGAUCAUUGAAGGUGAUGGUCACCAGCUGAAAUAUCGCGACAAUGAGAACGGGGAACCAAUGACAGAGGUUAUCCUCCACAAAGAUACCCGUCUACUUUUAGAAUGGACAAGAACAUUUGGACAGGACAUACGCACAACAACGGUGAAGAUAAAUUGGUCCAAAGGGAGCUAUAAGUGGGUUGAAGAAAAGAUGGUUCAGAGCGACCGUUUUGAGAAAGAGCUGCGUCAGACCGUGACAUUCCAUCAGUACAUUCUGGAGUCAGUCUACCAAGAGGGCUUGAUACACGAUGUGAAAUUAGAACGCUCAGACACCAAGGAGAUUCUCUUUGAGGCACAGCGCUCCUCGACCGCCAUGUCCAUCAGGGACAAUUCUAUGCAGGUCCCUGAGGAGGUCCUUGAGGAGAACACUGAGGAGAACCCUGAGGUAUGGCGGACCAUACCCCUGACUUCUGUCCAUGAGGACAUCCUUCAUCAGAUCUCCUAG